Molecule: messenger RNA, 3697 nt
Organism: Linepithema humile (Argentine ant)
Lineage: Eukaryota; Metazoa; Arthropoda; Insecta; Hymenoptera; Formicidae
Source: RefSeq, a predicted model, not a curated record
GACCUUUCAUGGUGGCUACAGCUUACGGCGGCCCAUUUUCAGCUCACCGUACUUUUGCCGCGAUGAGGACAAACGAUGAGCCCGCGAAAUCAAGCUCUCAGAGCGAUAUCUUGACGGCCAAGAAUUCAACGUCGGGCAGCGGAUACUACGUGGGCGGAAGCAGCACUCUGCCACGCGGUGGACCGCUCCUAAGGGCGUACAGCCCCGCGACAUCAAGCGUUGUCGGUGGACCGAACGCGACACCGACGCAGACCAAGACUCUUACGACACCAGAUGGUUGGAUAGGUGGUGGCGGGGUGCCGCCGGCCAAGCCGCUUCGCAGCUACCAGUGUGGUAAGAGUCCCCUUGGCAGCCUCGGGGGCUCGGCGCGCUUCUCUCGAGACAGCUCGGUCUCCCUCUAUAGUAUACCAGAUCGACUACACGGAGAGAGUGGAUACAUGAGCAGCCCCGAACGUGGCGCCGGCGUCGGUUCCGGAAGCGGAAGAUAUCCACCCGGGCCUUACAGCGCUGGUAGCAGCUACGAAGAUCCAUACUACUCGCAAUACUCGGGUACCGUUACCCCGGUUAUCGACGAAGAAGCCAGGAUAAGAGUGGAGCACAUGGAGAGACAACUGGCCAAUCUCACCGGACUUGUUCAGAAAGCUUUGACGCACGCCCCGCAUACCAGCCCUUCGCCGCGGGAAUACUUGCAAGUCCCGCCAGGACGUGAUCCUUACGGGAGGACCGCAGGCGUCGGGGACGAGUUCGACAAACAUUCUAGCUCCAGCUCUGCCUCACUGCCAGUGUCUCAACCUGCCGUUACAGAUGACUCGUACUUAAGGACUGACGUUAAACCGCCAAAAUUAGGCAAAGACAAGUCGGUGUCGUUUGAAAAGUCAGUGUCCUUCAGUGACGAGCCACCAGACAUGAACUCCCCCAAACAACAUUCCCCGCAACAUGCAGCGGACACAAAACCCACGAAACCGGCAAUCAAAUCCUCCACGUUGCCGAGGAUGUCGUCGCAAGAGAGAGACAGGCACAAGCCAACACCGCCGCCGAAACCGGCCGCACUGGUGACCGGCCAAUACGUAUACAGGGAUCUGGCUCUUACACCGGAGAUGUAUAAUCAAUUGAGAGGUCUGCAGAAGAAAGCGAAGGACCUCAGGCAGGAAGUGAGAAAUCUCAGACGAAUGUCGCAAGCACAAGCCCAUACAGUGCGCGAGACUAUUAAGGACACAUUUAUUACAAUCAGAGCUAUGCUGUUAUCGGGAGGUGACACAGCUUGGACGGCCGGUGACACGGAGAAGAUCCGAUUGAGCCGCGAAGAAGACCUCUACAAGCAGGAAAUGAUAAGGCUGGAAAAAGAUCUGACCGAGCUGGAGAGCACUGUGGAGGAACUUCGCGGCAACGUGAUCAAUAGAAAGACGCGUGUCAAUAUGUCGGAUGUGGAGAACAUGGCUCUGAUAUUGAGUAAAUCCAGCAAAACUGUGGCUGACUUGAAAGUACGAUUCCCGAGCUUGCAAGAAGGUAUGAAGGGUCUGCUUAGUUCCGAAAUGGAAAAAGUGGUGCGCGAGGAAAAGUUCCUCAAGGAAGAACCCGAACGACUGGAGUCCGCGUUGAGACGUUGCAAAAAACUGACUGGCACACUCGUGACACUCAAGCGCUUGGCGUCGGUGCAAGAGCAGCGAUUGCCAAAUGCAGCGAGCGUAGACGCCGAGGAUACGCCACCAAUAACACCAACAUCAGCACAGCAUUCCAAGGCAGCUGCCCCUGUGCCAGCGGAACGCACUGUCGUGGGGUCAGCGGGCAUCCUCGGGGGAGGGGGCCACCCUCACGAGUCAUCCGCCGACCAUCAGCAGCGUCCGGAGAACGCACUCGACGCUCUGCUAGACGAGCUGCAGACCUUUUCUCGUCCAAGUUCGCAGAUGGGUCACGUGUCCGGAGGACUGUCGGUCCAUCAUCCGAGCGGCAACGCGCUUCUGGCUGACAUAGGCCGCGCCUCCAGCCUGCGAGAGUCGACGACCAUCUUGGCGACCGGCAGUGGGAGCGGCAUUCGCGCGCCCAGCAUCAGCGACAUCGGUCGCAAGGGCAGCGUGGACUCGUCCAGCGGUGCCCUCAUGGCACCCCCCGCCCUUCCCGGGAUGGCACCGGGCGCUAGCGGCACUCUUCGUCGCCUGCACUCGUAUCCGUCGAGCUCGGACACCGACACCUCGCCGCCGAUCGCCAGGCUACAGGCGCUCUCACUGCAGGAUCAACAACAACCGCAGCAGCAACCGGGCAUGCCGAUGCUGCCUCAGGGCUUUUUGCCCGGGCAGAAGCCGCCGGUGCCAGAACGGAACGCCGAACUGCUGCAGCUGGCCAGCGCCAGGCGAGUGCCGCCGCCGCCGCCGCCGCGCACCAGCUCCCGAUCGCCUUUGGCAAGUCCGACCAGUCCGCAGCUGCCACCUAGAAACCAUCCGUGCAGUCUGCAGAGCGGCAACGCGACCUUGCGCCGACCGGCGACGCGCGUCAUUAGUAACAGCAACGUCGUCGGCAAAGAGGGUAAACUGCCCAUGGCAUUGCCACCGGACGCCACGGCGAUCCUGUCCACCGUGGACCAGCAGGCGACAACCGCGCCGUCGGGCGCGGCCAUCGUGCCGCAUAACUCCUCGUCCUCGCAGUCGUCCGCAGUGCUGUCGACUAGCAACUCGAGCUCAUGCGAGAGCGUCAAUUCGCAAGAGGGACUGCAGAGCAAACGCGGCCGGCAGGAGCAGCUGGAACAGCGGCAUCAAGAGCUCCUGAAGAAGCAGAAGGCGCUGCAGGAACAAUACGCGCGGUUGCAGCAGCUGCAGAGGAACGCAGCCGGACUCACUACCGUGCCGCCGGCGCCGCCCGAUUUGCUGAAGAAAACCGGUUCCGAGAGUAACCUUCUGGCGAAGAUGGGCCUUGGUCUGAGCGCCGCAAGUUCCGGAUCUCUCACCAGUCUUAGUGUCAAGCCCCAAGUGCCGCCGCAGGAGGCUGUCAUUGCCGACGGGAAUCAGGUAACCAAGAUAGACGUCGUCAACGGACAAACAUCCGUUCCAAUAACCUCCGCGACGAUGACGACCAACGGCCAGAUCCCCGCCGGCGUCACCACUUCGACGACGAUCGUAUCGAGCUCGGGGAACUUGGGCCCAAUCACCAACGUCACCACGACCACCAGCAAAGUCUAUGAGACGGACAUUCUGUGACCGAGAAGCCGCUUGCUGAUCGGCUGCGCGACCGUCAAGGCCACUGAAAUUGCGCCAGCGAGUUAACACGACCACUGACUAGCGUGGUUCUUGAUCCUGGGCGGAAUGAUAGUCAAGGCGGUUGCAAUCAAAUGAGACGAAUGGGAGAAGAAACGGAGAGCGGAAGGAUUCGAGAUGAGGAAUUGCUAAAAAAUUAAAGGGACCGAAUCGCUGGCGGAGAAACCUGAGCAAACCGGCAAACAUCGCAGAAGCAUCCAGAGAAAGAAGAAGAGAAAGAUUUAUUCUUGAGCGACGAAGACUCCGUCGUACGCGGGCGCAUUACGUCUCUUGGAAAGUAGAAUACAGCGUAGGAAUUUUAGCGCGGGACACGCGUAAUAAUACCACACUAAUCAACUAUGAAUAAACGAUAAUAUUAAUAAUCGUUAAGACGGCGCGAGGAAACCUAUCGACACGCGCGAACGCAUAGCAAAACGUCAACGUCCGAAUAGGAAGAAAAGGAGGAAAAAAAA